This is a messenger RNA of Auxenochlorella protothecoides, 1194 nucleotides long. RefSeq names its product RNA polymerase II transcription factor B subunit 2. The coding region runs from base 1 to 1194 and encodes 397 amino acids. Gene Ontology annotation, biological process: nucleotide-excision repair. The transcript is spliced from 8 exons. Gene Ontology annotation, cellular component: transcription factor TFIIH core complex; transcription factor TFIIH holo complex. Gene Ontology annotation, molecular function: ATPase activator activity; double-stranded DNA binding. Lineage: Eukaryota; Viridiplantae; Chlorophyta; Trebouxiophyceae; Chlorellales; Chlorellaceae. The record is from RefSeq and is a predicted model, not a curated record.
AUGGACAUCAUCGAGUACCUGGAAUCCCUCCCGACAGUAAAGGUUGCACCCCUGUACACCAGUUCCAUCAUCUGCCGGGUAAUCCUGCAGCACCUGCCCCCGCUAGCUGCUCAGUAUGUUGCACGGCUGCUCUUGGUGCCGGAGGGGACAUCUGAAGCUUUAAUCUCGUCGUGGCCCACGCGGGAGGCUGCCACUGCCCAUGAGGUUGCGCUGGAGACACUGGUGCGGCUCAACCUGUUCCAAGGCUACCGCGACAAGCUCGGACAGCAGCUGUACAGGCUGCACGAUGCUUUCCGGGACCACAUCUGCGCCUCUGGCUCGGCCAGGACCCUGGACGUGCCUGGUCUCCUGGUAGCCCUGGGCCUGAUGUCCAACGACGGCCCUCAUCACCAGCCCCGGAUCACCGAGGCUGGCUUCAAGUACCUGCUCCUCGACACCUUUCAGCAGCUCUGGACGCUGCUACGGCAGUAUGCGGCGCAGGUGGAGGGAACAGAGGCGAGCCUCGCCGUCGUCUUGGAGUUUUUGCUGCAGCUGGGCAGCCUGGGGUGUCGGCCCCUGGUCCUGCAAGAACUUCCCCCCGUGGAGCAGGGGCUCGCACUGGACAUGUGCCAGCUGGGUCUGCUCAUGCCCUCCCAGCAUGGCACCACCCGCCUGCUGCUGGCGACGCCCUUGGCCAGGGUGCUGGCGGAGGGCGGCACGCAGCCCUCGGGUACCCGCGGCUUUGUCAUCGUCGAGACUAAUUUCAGGGUGUACGCCUACACCUCCUCAGCGGUGCAGCAGGCUAUCCUUCAGUUCUUCGUGCGCUGCGACGUGCUGCUGCCCAAUCUGUUUGUGGGCAGCAUCACGCGCGAGAGCGUGCUGGAGGCCCUGGAAAGCGGGGCCACGGGCGACCAGAUCGUGGCCUACCUGCGCCAGCACGCCCACCCCCGCGUGGAGGCCCGGGUGCCCACCGUGCCCGGGGUGGUGACCGACCAGAUCCGACUGUGGGAUAAGGAGCUGCGGCGACUGCAGGCCACGCGCAGCGUCCUCUACAGCAAUUUUGAGUCGGCCGACCUGUUUCGACGUUUUGCGGAGGCGGUGCGGCACCUGGCCGUAUAUGUGGGCCAGGAGAAGCAGCAGGUGGUGGUGCCUGCGGAGCACCAUGAGCACUGCAAAGCUGAGAUCAAGGCGCUCAAGCUGGAGCUGGGCAUUUAG